Messenger RNA from Helianthus annuus (common sunflower), 1972 nucleotides. Its product is annotated as putative clathrin assembly protein At2g01600. The transcript is spliced from 14 exons. Gene Ontology annotation, molecular function: phosphatidylinositol-4,5-bisphosphate binding; clathrin heavy chain binding; 1-phosphatidylinositol binding. The record is from RefSeq and is a predicted model, not a curated record. Gene Ontology annotation, cellular component: clathrin-coated vesicle; clathrin-coated pit. The coding region runs from base 136 to 1761 and encodes 541 amino acids. Gene Ontology annotation, biological process: clathrin-dependent endocytosis; vesicle budding from membrane; clathrin coat assembly. NCBI's taxonomy places the organism in Eukaryota, Viridiplantae, Streptophyta, Magnoliopsida, Asterales, Asteraceae.
UAUCUACUUUUAGAUACUUUGGACUAACAUAGAAGCAAUCUCUGAUCAUAACAACCAUUUGUGCUUUUGUCACACACACACACACACACACUACUACUAUUAGAUCAAUUGAGAUAUCUAGUGAUUUGAGAGGAAAUGGCGACAAUGCUAACAUGGCGAAAAGCAUACGGCGCUCUCAAAGAUCACACGAAAGUUGGGUUAGCUCAUGUUAAUAGUGAUUUCAAGGAAGUUGAUGUUGCGAUCGUUAAAGCUACAAAUCAUGUCGAAUGCCCACCCAAAGAGAGACACAUCAGAAAAAUAUUGGCUGCUACAUCUGCCAUUCGACCUCGAGCAGAUGUGCAAUAUAGUUUACAUGCACUUACAAGACGAUUAGCCAAAACUCGCAACUGGACGGUGGCAUUGAAGACACUGAUAGUUAUCCAUAGGGCGUUGCGGGAGGGUGAUCCUGCUUUCAGGGAAGAGCUUUUGAAUUUCCAACACCGAGGGCAUGUUUUGCAGUUAGCUACUUUUAAAGACGAUUCAAGCCCGAUUGCUUGGGAUUGUUCGGCUUGGGUUCGUACGUAUGGACUGUUCUUAGAGGAACGGCUUGAAUGCUUUAAAAUUUUGAAAUAUGAUAUUGAAUCUGAGCUUUUUACUAGAUCUGCUAAAGGUGAAGAUAAGGGCUAUAGCAAAACACGCGAUUUGGAUAGUGAAAAACUUUUGGAGCAGUUGCCUUCUUUACAGCAGCUAUUAUACCGUCUUAUGGCAUGCAAGCCUGAAGGAGCAGCUAUCGGUAAUUAUGUUGUACAAUACGCGCUAGCUUUGGUACUCAAAGAGAGCUUUAAAAUUUAUUGUGCAAUAAACGAUGGAAUUAUAAAUCUUAUCGACAAGUUUUUCGAGAUGCCAAGACAUGAAGCCAUAAAAGCCUUGGAUAUAUAUAAACGAGCCGGUAAUCAGGCUGAAAGUCUUUCUGACUUCUAUCAAGUCUGUAAACGACUCGAGCUCGCUAGAAACUUCCAAUUUCCUGUUCUUAGAGAGCCUCCACAAUCUUUUCUUGUGACUAUGGAGGAGUAUAUAAGCGAAGCGCCACGGAUGGUACCCGUCACAACAGACGCUUUGGAAUAUCCGGAAAGGCUUAUGCUGACUUAUAAACCAGAAGACAACACUGAAGAUGCAAAUUCGCCUGUUGAAGCUAAACCCGUGCCCGUAGAUAGUUUUUCUGUGUCAAAUGACGAUACUACCCCUGACCCUGACCCUGCACCUUCCCCGCCAACUGUUAACAGCAGCCAGGAUCCCGAUGAUGAUUUACUGGGGUUAACUUUCAAUGCACCAUCAAUUGAGGAAAGCAACGCGUUGGCUCUUGCCAUAGUUCCAACUGAUGCGACAUCAAAUGGAUCCACUGGUGUACAAGCGAAAGACCUUGAUUUAACCGGAUGGGAACUUGCACUAGUCACCACCCCCACCACCGAUAUUUCUUCAUUUCAAGAAAGACAACUGGGUGGUGGAUUGGACUCGCUCACGCUCAACAGUUUGUACGAUGAAGGAGCAUACAGAGCAGCCCAACAGCCUGUUUACGGGUCUCCAGCACCCAACCCGUUUGAAGUAGGGGACCCGCCGUUUAUAGCAGAUCCUCAUAUAGCUAACCCAUUUGGUCCAGCCCAGCAACAACUGAGCUUGACAAUGGGUCCACCCAACCCUUUUAUCGAUUCAGGGUUUGGCCCGUUCCCGGUCAACAAUACGCAUACUCAAGUCACUAAUCCGUUCGAGACGGGUUUGUUAUGAUGAAACUUGUAGAGGAUAUCACCCAAAAAAGGAAGAAAUUGAUUUUUUUUUUUUUUUGGUUUGGUUGUGGGUUUUGUUUUGUUACUUAGGGUCAUAUGGUCCUAAGAUCUUGUAACAUGCUUGCUUUUGUGGGUUUUUUUUUUUUUUUUUUGAGGAAAUAUAAUCUUGUUUUGGUUGUUAUUUGUUAGAUAUUGAAAUCUACUUUUUUUCA